AUGGCUUAUUCUGACUUGGUACCUGUUGGCACCGUGCUCAUCAUCUCCGCAACAUCCUUUGCUUUGGGUGCCAUCUACGGCAACUUGCCUUAUGAUUUCUACACCUUGUGGAGUUACGACGAAAAUGGAUUCCAAAACUCGUUGGCUCACUACAUUGCUUGGGCCAACGCCCCAAUGAGAGUGCACUACAUUUUGCAUUUUGUAAUUUUCCUUGGUUUACUUGGGUGCUUCAUCAAGUUGUAUAAACCUCACCCUGAUGUCAAGUACUUUGAGUACGCUACCUUGGCAUUGAUGAUGGUGGGUGUGGUGAUCUACUUGACCAACUUGAGAAUUGGAAUCAACAGUGCUUUGGCUGGCAACUGGGGUGACGUGGACAUGAAAACAGGUAUUAAUGUUGUUGCUGCUUCGCAGUUCAUGAUGGUCAUUGCCUUGGGUGGAGUUUUGUUCUUGCAGGGUGGUUUGUACUAUGCUGAGUACACUGAGCGUAAGUUGCGUGAGGAUUUCUUUGCUAAAGAGAAGGCUGCUGCUGCUGCUGCUGCUGCUACUCCUGUCGUAGCUGAGGCUUCUGCUGAGGCUUCUGGUGCUCAGGCCAAGAAAACCAAGGCUAAGAAGAGAGCGUAA
This is a messenger RNA of Sungouiella intermedia, 621 nucleotides long. Lineage: Eukaryota; Fungi; Ascomycota; Pichiomycetes; Serinales; Metschnikowiaceae. The record is from the annotation of a GenBank genome assembly.